Molecule: messenger RNA, 3853 nt
Organism: Ixodes scapularis (black-legged tick)
Lineage: Eukaryota; Metazoa; Arthropoda; Arachnida; Ixodida; Ixodidae
Gene: Dp
Product: transcription factor Dp-2
Exons: 11
Coding region: 453-1793 (446 amino acids)
Biological process (GO): regulation of transcription by RNA polymerase II; regulation of cell cycle
Cellular component (GO): nucleus; transcription regulator complex
Molecular function (GO): DNA-binding transcription factor activity, RNA polymerase II-specific; RNA polymerase II transcription regulatory region sequence-specific DNA binding
Source: RefSeq, a predicted model, not a curated record
AUGUGACCUCAUAUUAUCCAAUGCGUUUCUCCAGUCGGUCUGCACCGCCAAGCUCGUUUUGGCGUUGUAGGAACGGCAACGACCGCUUUCAUGACUGCUCCACACGCCGCUUAUUGUUUUAGGCGUUUUAUAAUGACCUUUCUCUGGUCAGAAGAGUUUUAACGCAAUUCGGAGUAGCGAGCACGGCGAUCCGUCCCGGUGCAGACCCAAAAUCCCAUAGAUUUUUCAAGUUGCAUUUCACUGGUCGCCAUUUUUGUUGUGCGUCGAAGCUGGUAUUGGCCAGCAUCGGGGCUAAUUUCUCGCAUGUUGAGAGACCCACAAAUAUUUUUACUGUUUAGUGAGCCCUGGGGGCACCUUUACCCACUGCGAUGACGGACUCUCGUGAUAGCUUUCGCCGUUCUGCCUUUGGAUACCGGUUCUAGCCAGACCAGCCGUGCCCAUGACUGCGAAGGAUGGCCGGGACGACCAGUAAAGUGGAAGAAGGCAGCAGGACUCUUGGCGACGUGAAGAGGAUUGUUGGAUAUCCUGUAAAGACCAUGAGCACCCACAUGGUUACUGUGCCCAUCAUAACGUCUCCCAAGAUGUCUCCACUCAAGACUGAACACGCCAUCCUGCCCAAGACCUCGCUACCUUUGGGAAACUCGCCCGUGAUCCUGAGCACGGCGCAGCGGUCGCUCUUUGGUGGGAUGCGUGGCUCGAGCCAGGUCCGGCAGACGGCCGACCAAGCGUCGUCCGGUUGGUCCAGCAAGCGACCCCACGAGUUCACCGAGGCAGACUACCCCGAGAUGAAGCGCCGGUGCAAGGGCGACUCGAAAGGGGGCAAGGGGCUGCGCCACUUCUCGAUGAAGGUGUGCGAGAAGGUGCAGCGCAAGGGCACCACCUCGUACAACGAGGUGGCCGACGAGCUGGUGGCCGAGUUCGCCUCGGAGCCCCCCUCGGCGGGCCACGGAAGGGGCAGCAGCAACGGGGACCAGACGUACGACCAAAAGAACAUCCGGCGGCGGGUGUACGACGCCCUCAACGUGCUCAUGGCCAUGAACAUCAUCUCCAAGGAGAAGAAGGAGAUCCGCUGGCUGGGGCUGCCCACCAACUCCGCCCAGGAGUGCCAGAAGCUGGAGGUGGAAAAACAGAAGCGAUUGGAGAGGAUAUCAGCAAAGAAACAGCACCUCUAUGAUGUGCUACUACAGCAAAUCGCCUACAAGAACCUGGUGGAGCGCAACAAGAUGCUGGAGAUGCUGAAGCAGGCCCCCGCGCCCUACACGACCAUUCCCCUGCCCUUCAUCAUCAUCAACACCAACAAGCAGACGGUCAUAGACUGCAGCAUCUCCAGCGACAAGUCUGAGUACCUGUUCAACUUUGACAACACGUUUGAGAUCCACGAUGAUAUCGAGGUGCUAAAGCGCAUGGGCAUGGCCUUUGGUCUGGACAAGGGUACCUGCACCCCGGAGGACCUCGAGAAGGCCAAGAGGAUGGUGCCCAAGAGUCUCGAGCCAUACAUUGUCCAGAUGGCACAAGGAGGGGCGGACGUUUCUGCGGAAGCAAAGCUCUCGCAAAGCGACUCAAGCGACCGGGUGGCGUCGGCGGGAGGUGGCAUGGAGGAAGCCGUUGUAACGACGGCGCGGCUGUCUCGCCACUCGAGCGUGGCUUCUUUGUCUGACAUGCCGUCGCGCCCUGGCACCAACACCCCCUCGGAAGAGGACGACGAGGACGACGACGAAGACGACGGGGACUUUUCCGACUCCGACUGGGACGGCCACUCUGCCCCCGGGGGAAGCAACGGGAACCGGAAUUGAGGGCGUGUCGGGUCUGUCUCUCGACCCGCCCACCCAUCACUCUUUUCCGGCGCCCCACGGUUGGAGAAAGGAACGAGCAUUCGGGGUGCACGUGCGCGGCUCUCUGCCGGGUUCUUGGCCUUUGUCGCAUCUGCUCCGUCCCAUGGUGGCUGGUUCCGGGGGGGGCAACGAAAGUCCGCACAGCUACAACAAACAGGCGGGCAAUGGUAAAUGGGCAACUGAGUGGCAGCGGGCUGUGGUGCCACCAUCUCCCAAGUUCUGUUGGCUGCUCUCGCCGAUUCUGCGUCGGGACUACGUCCAUUGCGUGCCCAUCGCCCCGUGCAAAACGGUCUCGGCAACUUGUUGCCCUGUUCCUACGUGACCUCUGUCUUUUUUUUUGGGAGGCAAUGUUGUAGUGUUUCUUUGAAUGAGAGACAACAUUCUAGCUCGUCGUUCUCGUUGGCCCAUUUCACAAGGCACACAGGGCCGAGGUAACUUUGUCGUUGCCACUUCGGGUCUCGCUUUCGGGGCUUUCUCCUGCGCUUUGCUUCGCGUCUGGGAAUGACUUCUUUUCGGCUCUAUUUCUUUGUUAAGGUUUUGUUGUAUUUUCUUUAACUCUGGCUUUUAGUCUCUUUUAACUGUUCUCUCGUUGGUACAUUUAUGGUUGUCCGAAUGUUGUAAUGAUGGUGGGGGCGACCGCUUUUCAUGUCGAGGAAAGCCGGUCGAACCAUUAAGCUGCAAAGCUUCGUCCGCUUCUGCCCGGUCGUGGCUGCACUCUUCAUUUCGCUUAUUUAAUGUGUGUGUGUGUUUUUUACAAUGUCUCGUAUAUUUUUCUAGAACAUUUUGGGCAAGCCGACUUGACUUUUUAAGCCAGUUUUGUAAAUGGAUUCUUUGGCUGUCUCUUUGUUCUGGCUUGCACUUCGGCGUAUUGAGACGCCGGCAGCGUCGGCUGGGCGAAAGAUUUCAGUGCGUAUUUAGAAAGGGCGCAUGUCAAAGUGUUGUGGCUGCGGUGUAACCGUCGGAAUGCUCAAGUUGACUUUUGUUUCCUCGUUUUUGUUUGGAAGUUCAUUUUAUGUGGGCAUCAUUUAAAAGAACUCGUGGGUUCUUUGUACAUAAUGAACAUUGCUGCGAUAGGAAGGGAAACCAUCAAAGGUCUGCACCCGGCGCGGUGGGUUUGCUAAAACUCGCCCAACUGCAAAAAAGUGCUUUUCGCGUGUAUGUUUGUGUGCAUAGCAGAUGUUCCACCAAUGUGCCAUUCCCCCCAGAAAUGGCUACCAUCCAUAUUUUUUUUUAUAGGUAUGCUCGUGUCAGUGCUGUAGCUGGCCAGUACUAGUCUGUCACAUUUAUUACGUUCUGGCAUCGCGCAGUUUACAGGCACAUUCGUGAGUAGACUUAAAAGUCAGUUUGCCACACGGAGCCGACUUUUGUUGCUCCGAGUUACAGUUAACAAAGUAGAAUGGCUUUAGCGGAAGCUUCCACCUGCUAGUAACACCUUCUUUUUUGACUAAUGCAGUUUCCAAGAUGGGCGUGUGUGAUUGUUUUCUUGUGAUGUUACCAGUGUGUUUGUGCGCAGCUUGAAGUGUGCCUUAGGGAAACCAAGAUACUAGGUCUUUGUGUGUGCGUGUGUAUCUGCUUGACUAACGAAAGCGUUUCGACUAGAGCCGUUUGGUGAGCUAACAGAUUCCCCUGCAUGCCUGCCCCCGCAUUCGGGCUGCAGGAGUGGUGGGUAGUCUUUCUGCUCUGCGUCAGGGUACCGCAGAAGGUGUUUAGUGAUGUACAGGCCUGCAGAAAGAGAAAGGAGUUUGUGCGAGUUGGCAGGAUUUGUCGUGUUCUUUCCUUUUGCAAGACCUUUGGUGCAUGCUGCGGACGUCAGAUGCUUGGUGCGAGUGUGCGUGUGUGUAUCCCACCCCCGUUCGAGGCAGCAGCAGCAGCUUGUCUGACGAUCGCGCACGGCGGUGCGUGCUGCCGGAUCCGUGUAAAUAGUUGUCAUCAUGCCAUGUAUCAUAUAUUUUUUAAAAUAGGACAUGAUUUUUGGCAUACUGUCUGUAUGCAUCAGUGAUUAAAAAGUGUACUAAAUGCAA